UUUGUUUUUUUUUUUUAAGAAAAAGAUAAAAGUACUAGCAAUGUCGGUGAAAAAUUGUAUGUCGAUUCAAUGUUGCAAAAUCUUGUUCAAGUUUCUACUGUUUAUGAUUAUUAUCAUCAGUAGCGUGUUUAUCGAUGUAAGAGCUAAAAGAGAAAAUGAAGGUUGGGAAUGGGGUUUAGGUCCUCUGAUUAAAAGAGCAGAAAGAAAAACAGUUAUUUCAACUGAAAAUGGUGAAGUCUCAUCAGUCACAGUAGCUGAUGGAACAACCUAUCAUCUUCAAUUCAUCACAUUGGAACCCAACUCCCUCUUCCUUCCCGUUGUUCUACAUACAGAUAUGGUUUUUUAUGUUCACACUGGGUCGGGGAAGCUAACUUGGAUGAAUGAAAAUGAAGAGAAAUCAGUGGAUUUAAGAAUAGGAGAUGUAUUCAGGCUGCCUUUUGGAUCUAUUUUCUUCUUAGAGAGUGACUUAGACCCUAUCAGACACAAACUUAGACUUUAUUCCAUUUUUCCCAAUUCAGGCCGAGAAUCACUGAGUGAGCCCUACUCCAGCAUCCGUAAAAUGGUUCUUGGAUUCGACAAGAAAGUCCUCCAAGCGGCAUUUCAUGUACCAGAGGAUGUGAUAGAAGAAGUGUUGGCUGGAACAGAAGUACCAGCCAUAGUGCACGGUGUGCCAAAGUCAACUAAGAAGAAGAAGAACUUAUGGGAGAUGGAGGCUCAGUUCAUGAAGACUGUUUUAGGAAGGGGUAGUUAUAGUUUCUUUGACAACCGAAGGAAUAAAAAGAAGAGUUCUCAAUUGUUCAAUGUAUUCCAAGAGAAACCAGAUUUUGAGAAUUGCAACGGGUGGAGCACGGUAAUAAACAGGAAGAAAUUGCCGGCGUUAAAGGGCUCGCAAAUUGGUAUUUACGUAGUGAACUUAACGAAAGGAUCAAUGAUGGGGCCACAUUGGAAUCCAAUGGCUACUGAAAUUGGAAUAGCAAUUCAAGGAGAAGGAAUGGUGAGGGUAGUUUGCUCAAAGAGUGGAACAGGGUGUAAAAACAUGAGGUUUAAAGUGGAAGAAGGGGAUGUAUUUGUUGUGCCAAGGUUUGAUCCUAUGGCUCAAAUGGCAUUCAAUAACAAUUCAUUUGUGUUUGUGGGGUUUAGCACAACUACAAAGAAACAUCAUCCUCAGUACUUAACGGGGAAGGCAUCGGUCCUCCGAACAUUGGAUAGGCAGAUAUUGGAAGCAUCUUUCAAUGUGGGCAACACAACAAUGCAUCAGAUUCUUGAAGCACAGGGUGAUUCAGUUAUACUGGAGUGUACAUCUUGUGCUGAGGAAGAGAAGAGGUUGAUGGAGGAAGAAAUGAGGAAGGAGGAGGAGGAAGCGAAGAAGAAAGAGGAGGCAAGAAAGGCUGAAGAAGAGAGAAGAGAGAAAGAAGCAGAGGAAGAAAGGAAGAGACAAGAGGAAGAAGCAAGGAAAAGGGAGGAAGAGGAAAUAAGGAGGAGACAGGAAGAAGAGGAAGCUAGGAGAAGACAAGAGGAAGAGGAAGAGGAAAGAGAGAGACAGGAAGCUAGAAAGAAACAAGAAGAGGAAGAAGCAGCACAAAGAGAGGCAGAGCAAGCAAGGAGAGAAGAGGAAGAAGCAGAAAAAAGAAGGCAGGAGGAGGAAGAAUCAAGGAGAGAGGAGAAAGCAAGAAGAAGGCAACAGGAGGAAGCAAGGAGGAGAGAGGAGGAAGAAGCAGCAAAAAGGCAACAUGAGGAAGAAGCAGAGAGAGAGGCAGAGGAAGCAAGAAGGAUAGAGGAGGAAGAAGCACAAAGAGAGGCAGAAGAAGCAAGGAGAAUACAACAGGAGGAAGAAGCAGAGAGAGCAAGGAGAAGAGAAGAAGAAGCAGAAACAAGAAGGAAGGAGGAGGAGGAGGAAGAAUCAAGGAGACAAGAGGAGGAAUCAAGGAGGAGUGAAGAAGAGGCAGCAAGAGAGGCAGAGAGGGAAAGGCAAGAGGAAGCUGAAAGACAAGAAGAAGCUAGGAGACGGGAGGAAGAAACAGAAGAGAGGCAUCAACAAGAAGAAACCGAGGAAGAGGAGCCAGGCCAACCUGAAAUGAACGGAUAUUCCUCAAACUAGCCUAUGAGUGUGUUGUGUAACUAGUGUACUCAGCAAGUUCUCAGGAGCUGAAUAGUCUCUACGUUUUUGUAUAAUCUCAUGUGUGUGUACGUCUUUUCAUUUACUUUUGCUGUCAUAUUUAUGAGUUUAUGUAAUAACACCGAAACAAGUUUUCAUAGAUCACUUUUCCCUGGCAAGUCUCCAGCAAUGUAGCAGAAGGUGUUAGGAUGUUA
This is a messenger RNA of Solanum lycopersicum (tomato), 2310 nucleotides long. RefSeq names its product vicilin-like seed storage protein At2g18540. The record is from RefSeq and is a predicted model, not a curated record. Lineage: Eukaryota; Viridiplantae; Streptophyta; Magnoliopsida; Solanales; Solanaceae.